Uloborus diversus is the source of this 1447-nucleotide messenger RNA. RefSeq names its product carboxypeptidase B-like. The coding region runs from base 134 to 1411 and encodes 425 amino acids. The record is from RefSeq and is a predicted model, not a curated record. NCBI's taxonomy places the organism in Eukaryota, Metazoa, Arthropoda, Arachnida, Araneae, Uloboridae. Gene Ontology annotation, biological process: proteolysis. Gene Ontology annotation, molecular function: metallocarboxypeptidase activity; zinc ion binding. The transcript has 11 exons.
CGCAGCUUGAUAUCCUGUAAUAAGUGCAGUCAUUCCUUACAGGGCAUUUGGCCUUUUGACUAUUCAGCGCUUAUCCGUUUUUAUAAUUUUUUCAGCGCAAGUUUUCAACAAGAAUAGAAGAUAAAGAACAAAUAUGUCUUAUUUAUUCAUUAUAUGUGUUGUUAUGUCGACAUGCUUCCAGAUUCAUUGCCGAGCGGACUUUACUGGGCACAAAUUACUAGCACUAAGUCCCAGCAACGCCGAAGAACUGGACACUUUAAAGAAACUUGCCAGAAACCCUCAGGUUGAUGUUUGGAACGAACCUCUAGGUUUGAACGAAGAAGUAAACGUGAGGGUUCCACCGGAAAUAGCCAAUCGUUUGGAAACAGAUUUGAGGGCAAAGGGAAUUGAUGUCACCGUUGUAACAGAUGACCUUCAAAAGUGGAUAGACCGAGAGAAAGAGGAAAAUCCCAUAGAUAACGCUUUAGCAGGAAGACAAGAAGAUUUCCCUUUGGACGUCUACCACACUUAUGACGCUAUAAUGGAGUAUUUGGAUUCUUCGGCUGAAAGAUAUGCUGAAAUAGCUUCUGUAGAAACUAUCGGCACAACAUACGAAGGAAAUGCAAUAAAAGGAAUAAAGAUCGGCUCCAAAGGGACUGACAAACCAGCCAUCUGGAUCGAUUCUGGAAUCCACGCCAGAGAGUGGGUAGCUCCAGCAACAUCCCUGUACAUGAUCGAUAACUUGCUCAAGGGCUACGACACAGAUUCUGAAUCUAAGGAACUGUUGGACACUUUCGACUGGUACAUCUUCCCUGUUGUCAACCCUGAUGGUUACAAGCACACUUGGGCUAUCAAUCGCUUUUGGAGGAAAAACAGAGCUGUUCAUAGAAGUCUGAACACAAAUCCUUUCUGCAGAGGGACUGACCCGAAUAGAAAUUUCAACGCAUCGUUUGGAGGGGCCAGUACCAGUGGCGACUCGUGUUCUGACAUCUACCGUGGUCCAUCCCCUUUCUCGGAAGCUGAAAGCCAAGCUAUCAGGGACGGUGUAACGAAUAUAGGCAGCAGGCUGAAGGCAUAUUUCUCAAUCCACAGUUACUCUCAACUGUGGAUGACCCCGUAUGGAUACACCCGAGACCACCCAAAGGACUACGAAGAUCAUAUGAAAGCUCUCCAAGCAGUUGAAAGUGCAAUUGAAAACGUUCAUGGCGAGAAUUACAAGUGCGGACCUAUUGCUGAAACUAUAUAUCCGGCAGCAGGUUCUUCCAUCGAUUGGGUCUACGACGAUGCCAAAGUCAAAUACAGUUUUGCCCUGGAGUUAAGAGAUACGGGCAGACAAGGGUUCAUGCUCUCCAACAGAUACAUUAUCCCAACUGCCGAAGAGAACUUUGCUGGGAUUAAAGCUGCGGCUCACAUCGUCAAGAGCGAACUGUAAAACUUUCCGCUGCUUUUGCAAUUAAAAUAAAGCAGU